AGAAGAAGCAUCUGCCACGGUCUCAGUUCUCUCCUACCGCCAAGGAAGCAAGUGAAUUAACUUUUGUCGUUGAGGUAGACUCGAAGUAAAGCGAAGCGAUGGCCUUCUUGGAGUGCGUCGGCUGCUCGUUGAUAGCAUUCGGGCCGUCGCUCGCCAUUUUCUGGGUGUUAAUUGUUGGCCAGCCCAGCCGGCUCGUGGUGUUCAUCGUGUCCUCGUUCUUCUGGCUCCUGUCGUUGCUGCUGUCGUCUGUUGCCUGGUUUAUGCUGAAAGAACUUUUCCACGCCCCGUUCGCCGUUAGCCUCGUGACGUCUGUGGGUUUUCAGGAAUUCUUCAGGUAUCUGGCAUUCCGAACACUGCGCAAGGCCGAGGAGGCGCUGAACGUAGUCGUUCUUGUCGGCUCCGACUAUGACGUGGCUCUUGUUCGCUACCACACCUCGUUCGCCUGCGUCUCCGGCCUUGGCUUUGGAACUACUAGCGCAGCCUCAGCGAUGCUCAACCUCCUUGCGGACGUGGGUGCGGGACCAGGCACGGUGGGUUUCUUCGGCGACCACGGGAGCGUGGACUUGAUCAUCUACUCGGCGACGGCCGCGUGUCUCGCUCUGCUCCACACCUUGUGGAGCGUGAUAGCGUCCAACGCGUUGCUGUUCCGGCGCUACGGCGUUUUGCUGUUCGUGCCAGCCGCCCAUCUCUUCACUGCGGGAGUGACGACCCUAACUCCGAAUGCGCACCGGGACGUCCUGUACGAUGUCAUGCCUCUUGCGGCGACCGGCGUGGUGCUCUAUAUGAGUGCAACCACGGCUUUCGUUGUUUCGGGAGGCACGCCGAGAAACCUGCUUUCAUGCCUCGGAGGUCUCUUGCGCAACCCCGGCGCAUCAUCCAAUGCUCCAGAAGUCCCCCCGGGGCAAAUGUGAUCUUCCUGCUCACAGGCGACUGAAAACGAUUGAAACUCUAGCAGGACGAAGUAUUUUGUGCAGCGCCUUUAAAAACUAAGCGUGCGUGUGUGCGAACAUGUGCUGCAGUAGCACCGAUAUUGUCUUGCAGUCUUUGACGCUUUACACAAAGUAUAAAGAACCGUUCCGUAUAGAAUUGGGUCGGGGGGUAAAAAAUAUCACCGACAUUCUUGUCUCAUAUAGGUUGCGCCUACAGCUGAUACUACCGUUAUAGGUUUAGUAGAGAACAAGCUUGUUUAAAAAAUUAUAAAGUAACAUUCACUGAGUUUGAGGAAUGCGUGGCGUGUGAUUCCAUAAAGAACAUUUAACGGUUCAGAUUGCAGAGAGAACUGAGCGGUUGGCCACGUAAUCGACACCAUGCUACCAGCACCCACAUGCACGGUGCGCCUAAAUGUUGCUUUCUUCGGUAUGUAGCCACUAUUACUUUUCAUAGAAGUGGUGUAACGGCGCAAGAAACCCCCACUUUUUUUACAGGCGAAAAUUGGGCACUGCCCCUUAGCUGCUGUCUUGUACAAUUCGCAGGUCCUGGGUAAAGUGCACACCAGUCCCGUAUAUAGAGUCUCCCUUCAGCUAAC
Dermacentor albipictus is the source of this 1525-nucleotide messenger RNA. Its product is annotated as gamma-secretase subunit Aph-1-like. Gene Ontology annotation, cellular component: membrane; gamma-secretase complex; endoplasmic reticulum. The record is from RefSeq and is a predicted model, not a curated record. Gene Ontology annotation, molecular function: protein-macromolecule adaptor activity. Gene Ontology annotation, biological process: Notch signaling pathway; positive regulation of catalytic activity; protein processing. Lineage: Eukaryota; Metazoa; Arthropoda; Arachnida; Ixodida; Ixodidae.